Molecule: messenger RNA, 1188 nt
Organism: Heteronotia binoei (common prickly gecko)
Lineage: Eukaryota; Metazoa; Chordata; Lepidosauria; Squamata; Gekkonidae
Gene: RXRB
Product: retinoid X receptor beta
Exons: 8
Coding region: 91-1188 (365 amino acids)
Biological process (GO): cell differentiation; retinoic acid receptor signaling pathway; response to retinoic acid
Cellular component (GO): nucleus; RNA polymerase II transcription regulator complex
Molecular function (GO): zinc ion binding; retinoic acid-responsive element binding; nuclear receptor activity
Source: RefSeq, a predicted model, not a curated record
AGCCCGGACAGUUCUCUCAGCUCGUCCCCUCCGCUGCAGGGCACAGAAACCUCCCCGCCGCCCGAGCCUUCGGCCCCCCUGCACCCUUCUAUGAUCGGCUCUGCCAUGACCACCUCCCUCGGUGGGCUGGGUUCCCCCUUCCCCGUCAUCAGCUCUUCGAUGGGCUCCCCGGGCCUCCCGGCCACGCCCUCCAUUGGCUACGGACCCGUCAGCAGCCCACAGAUUAACUCCACGGUGAACCUCUCCGGGCUCCAUUCUGUCAGCAGCUCGGACGACGUGAAGCCCCCGCUGGGCAUGAGGGUGGUGUCCGGCCACGCCCACGGCAACAUGAUGCCCGGCAAGCGCCUCUGUGCCAUCUGUGGCGACCGGUCGUCAGGGAAGCACUACGGGGUGUACAGUUGCGAAGGCUGCAAGGGGUUCUUCAAGCGCACCAUCCGGAAGGACCUGACCUACACCUGCCGCGACAACAAGGACUGCGUCGUGGACAAGCGCCAGCGCAACCGCUGCCAGUACUGCCGCUACCAGAAAUGCCUGGCCACCGGCAUGAAGCGCGAAGCGGUGCAAGAGGAGCGCCAGCGCGGCAAAGACAAGGAAGGGGAGGGGGAGUUGGCCGGGGGCGGGGCCAACGAGGACAUGCCGGUGGAGAAGAUCCUGGAAGCCGAACUGGCCGUGGAGCAGAAGUCCGACCAGAGUGUGGACGGAUCCGGCACGGGGGGCAGCUCGCCGAACGACCCCGUGACCAACAUCUGCCAGGCGGCUGACAAGCAGCUCUUCACGCUCGUGGAGUGGGCCAAGCGCAUCCCCCACUUCUCCGAGCUGCCCCUCGACGACCAGGUCAUUCUGCUGCGGGCCGGCUGGAACGAACUGCUGAUCGCCUCCUUCUCCCACCGCUCCAUCUCGGUGAAGGAUGGGAUCCUGCUGGCCACGGGGCUCCACGUCCAUCGCAACAGUGCCCACAGUGCCGGCGUGGGCGCCAUCUUUGACAGGGUGUUGACAGAGCUGGUGUCAAAGAUGCGGGACAUGCGGAUGGACAAGACAGAGCUGGGCUGCCUGCGCGCCAUCAUCCUCUUCAACCCCGAUGCCAAAGGGCUCUCGAACCCGGGAGACGUGGAGCUGCUACGGGAGAAGGUUUAUGCCUCACUGGAGUCCUACUGCAAACAGAAGUACCCAGAACAGCAGGGCAGGUAG